GUCCUGCGCGCCGGCUAUGUGGCUGGGAGCCGGAGCGGUAGCGGAGCUCGCUGCAGACAGGAGCGCUCGCGGAGCGGUCGCUCCGAGCGUCCCGUGCCCCGCACGCCAGCACCCGGCGCGGCCCGCAGCGAGCAUGGGCGCGGCGGCCGUGCGCUGGCACUUGUACCUACUGCUCGCUCUGGGAGCGCGCGGGCGGCUGGUGGGGGGCAGCGGGCUGCCAGGAGCCGUGGACGUGGAUGAAUGCUCAGAGGGCACAGACGACUGCCACAUAGAUGCCAUCUGCCAGAACACACCCAAGUCUUACAAAUGUCUCUGCAAGCCCGGCUAUAAGGGGGAAGGAAGGCAGUGUGAAGACAUUGACGAGUGUGAGAAUGACUACUACAACGGGGGCUGUGUCCAUGACUGCAUCAACAUCCCUGGGAACUACAGGUGCACCUGCUUUGAUGGCUUCAUGCUGGCCCAUGAUGGACACAACUGCCUGGAUGUAGAUGAGUGUCAAGACAACAACGGCGGCUGCCAGCAGAUCUGCGUCAAUGCCAUGGGCAGCUAUGAAUGCCAGUGCCACAGCGGCUUUUUUCUCAGUGACAACCAACACACCUGCAUACACCGCUCCAAUGAGGGUAUGAACUGCAUGAACAAAGACCAUGGCUGUGCCCACAUCUGCCGGGAGACGCCCAAAGGUGGGGUAGCCUGUGACUGCAGGCCCGGCUUUGACCUUGCCCAAAACCAGAAGGACUGCACACUAACCUGUAACUAUGGAAACGGAGGCUGUCAGCACAGCUGCGAGGACACGGACACGGGCCCCAUGUGUGGCUGCCACCAGAAGUACGCCUUACAUGCAGAUGGUCGGACGUGCAUCGAGAAGGAUGAGGCUGCAAUUGAGCGCUCUCAGUUCAAUGCCACGUCAGUAGCUGAUGUGGACAAGCGGGUGAAACGGCGGCUCCUCAUGGAGACAUGUGCAGUGAACAACGGAGGCUGUGACCGGACGUGUAAGGACACUGCCACUGGCGUGCGGUGCAGCUGCCCGGUUGGAUUCACGCUGCAGCCAGAUGGAAAGACAUGCAAAGACAUCAACGAGUGCUUGAUGAAUAACGGAGGCUGCGACCACUUCUGCCGAAACACCGUGGGCAGCUUUGAAUGCGGCUGCCAAAAGGGCCACAAGCUACUGACGGACGAGCGGACAUGCCAAGACAUUGACGAGUGUUCCUUUGAGCGGACCUGUGACCACAUCUGCAUCAACUCCCCCGGCAGUUUCCAGUGCCUGUGCCGCCGAGGCUACACACUCUACGGGACAACCCACUGCGGAGACGUGGAUGAAUGUAGCAUGAACAACGGCAGCUGUGAGCAGGGCUGUGUCAACACCAAGGGCAGCUACGAGUGUGUGUGCCCACCAGGGAGGAGGCUGCACUGGAAUCAGAAGGACUGUGUGGAGAUGAACGGGUGCCUGUCUCGGUCCAAGGCCUCUGCCCAGGCCCAGCUGUCCUGUGGCAAGGUGGGUGGAGUGGAAAACUGCUUCCUGUCCUGCCUGGGCCACAGUCUCUUCAUGCCAGAUUCAGAAAGCAGCUACAUCCUGAGCUGUGGUGUUCCAGGUCUCCAGGGCAAGACACUGCCAAAACGCAAUGGCACUAGCUCCAGUACAGGGCCCGGCUGCUCAGAUGCCCCCACCACCCCUAUCAGACAGAAGGCCCGCUUCAAGAUCAGAGAUGCCAAGUGCCAUCUCCAGCCCCGCAGCCAGGAGCGAGCCAAGGAUACCCUGAGGCAUCCCCUUUUAGACAACUGCCACGUGACUUUUGUGACCCUCAAGUGUGACUCCUCCAAGAAGAGGCGCCGAGGCCGCAAGUCCCCAUCCAAGGAGGUGUCCCACAUCACAGCAGAGUUUGAGGUGGAGAUGAAGGUGGAUGAGGCCUCAGGCACCUGCGAAGCAGACUGCAUGCGGAAGCGUGCCGAGCAGAGCCUGCAAGCCGCCAUCAAGAUUCUGCGCAAGUCCAUUGGUCGGAACCAGUUCUAUGUCCAGGUCUUGGGCACUGAGUACGAGGUGGCCCAGCGGCCAGCCAAAGCACUGGAGGGAACCGGGACUUGCGGCAUAGGCCAAAUACUACAGGACGGCAAGUGUGUACCGUGUGCUCCUGGCACCUACUUCAGUGGUGACCCAGGCCAGUGUAUGCCAUGCGUGUCGGGAACCUACCAGGACAUGGAAGGCCAGCUCAGCUGCACGCCAUGCCCCAGCAGCGAAGGACUGGGUCUGGCUGGUGCCCGAAACGUAUCCGAAUGUGGAGGCCAGUGCUCUCCAGGCUACUUCUCAGCGGAUGGGUUCAAGCCUUGCCAGGCCUGCCCUGUGGGCACAUACCAGCCCGAGCCUGGGCGAACCGGCUGCUUCCCCUGUGGAGGCGGGCUGCUCACCAAACACACGGGUACCGCCUCUUUCCAGGACUGCGAGGCCAAAGUGCAUUGCUCUCCCGGACACCACUACAAUACCACCACCCACCGGUGUAUCCGCUGUCCCGUGGGCACCUAUCAGCCCGAGUUUGGCCAGAACCAUUGCAUCUCCUGUCCGGGCAACACCAGCACCGAUUUUGAUGGUUCCACCAACGUCACACACUGCAAGAACCAGCACUGCGGCGGCGAACUUGGUGACUACACAGGCUACAUCGAGUCCCCCAACUACCCUGGCGACUACCCAGCCAAUGCAGAGUGUGUGUGGCACAUCGCACCUCCCCCAAAGCGCAGGAUCCUAAUCGUAGUCCCGGAGAUCUUCCUACCCAUCGAGGACGAGUGUGGUGAUGUCCUGGUCAUGAGAAAGAGUGCCUCGCCCACGUCAGUCACCACCUAUGAGACGUGCCAGACCUAUGAGCGGCCCAUCGCCUUUACCUCCCGUUCCCGCAAACUCUGGAUCCAGUUCAAAUCCAACGAAGCCAACAGUGGCAAAGGGUUUCAAGUGCCCUAUGUCACCUAUGAUGAGGACUACCAGCAGCUAAUAGAAGACAUCGUGCGUGAUGGGCGCUUAUAUGCCUCGGAGAACCAUCAGGAGAUUUUGAAAGACAAGAAGCUGAUCAAGGCCCUCUUUGACGUGCUGGCACACCCACAAAACUACUUCAAAUACACAGCCCAGGAGUCCAAGGAGAUGUUCCCCCGGUCCUUUAUCAAACUUCUGCGUUCCAAAGUGUCUCGGUUCCUGCGGCCCUACAAAUAACCAGCCAGCUGUCCUGUGUGGGGACAGUGGGAGCCAAGUGGGAGGGGAAUGUGCCUUCCCUUCACAGCAGGAGCCAAAAGGAGGCUCCACGGGCCUCCAGGCUGCCGUGAGAAACCCAUGACACAUGCCUCUGGCAAAGCCAUCCAGCCUGUACUGCCUCCGUGGAAGGCCUAGACCCAGCAGAGACCCCUUGGUGGGUCUGCCAUGCCUGUGGGGAAACACUGCUUCAGAAAGCCUUCACCUACCCUCUGCCUCUAUUUCCCAGGACACCUAGAGGAUUCCCUUCUGAACCACCCCAGUGGGGUCUACCUGGGCCGGGACACACUGUACCCACCAUGUGGGGAGCGGGAGCAGGACUACUGUGCCCUUGGCCUGACGUGUGGGGAGAGAGGAGCAUGGCCAGUUCCCUGCAGGCUCUGGAAAGCAUGGGCCAUUGUCACCCACACGGGGCCAGGCCAGGGCUAGAGGGGUGUGUGGUAGGUCGAUAAGACUGUGCCAGUGCCUGCGGAACCAACACACCCUGCUGCCAGCUCCUCCAGCCACAGGCAUGGGACACUAAGCCGGGUCAUGGAGCUCAAGGGACUCUGUGAGAGAUGGGACAGGUCCUCCAGGAGAGGAGUCCACGUGCUUGUGCUUCGCCUUAAUAGAACAUCUAAAGAAGUUCUAUAUCUAUAUAUAUAUAUAAAUAUUAAAUAUAUACAUUUCUCUAUGUGGGCGGGUAUUUUAGAAGGGUUCUCUUCAGCAACUGUAAUACUAACCAGUGUUGCCAACCCCUCCCCACCCCCUACCCUCUACCCCUGUGAUUAAACUGCUCCUCUCAGCGCUUGACACCUCUGUGUGAGGGAGACCAACCUUCGCACCCAUCCGCCCCCGCAGGCCUGGGGAGAACACAGAUAUGCUUGCACAGGCUGUGGAGUGUGACUUGUUGGAGACUGGACUAGGUGUUGUGUGGAAGUAUUGACAAGGGUGGGGGUGGGGUGGGGGCUUCACAAGCAACAUCACUCCCCUCAACAGAACGCAAUGGAAAGAAAGCAUCCCCCCACCCCCUCUGGGUUCGAGCGUUCACCGUCUCCGCACUGUGCCUGCGGGUCACCAGAGACAAGGCCUUCCUCAGGGACGUACAGGCUGUCUGCUGAGCAGCCCCCACUCUUCUUUAUGGCAACAGGAGGAGAAAGCAAGGCCCAGGAGAGGAGGCCUCCAAGGCAGAAGCUAUUGGGAGCCUCCCUGAUGCUCCUCAGCCUCUUAGAGAGGAGCCCUUGUAUGGCCAGGUCACACGGCAUCCCAGUGGCCGGGGAGUCACCCCCUCACGCAGAGACCUUGCCUGUGCCUCAGAUGGCUUGCUGCCAGCUGUCAGAUACACAUAGAAGCUUAUAUCUCUCAAAUUAAUGGAUAUUAGCACUUGGAGGAAUGUAGGGGGAUCUCGGAAUGAACUCCUGGGGUUCCUGGUCUCCAGCCCAGCCUGAUGGUGUAAAUGUACUGUUUCAGAAAACACAUGAGGCUCACCGAAGGCUGAAGAUGUGUGAGCCGGCAAGCCAGGCCUGGUGCCACAGCUUGAUGAGAGGGCACCACACAUCUGAACACAGGCUUGGAACUCAGGGAGAAGCUAUGGCUACCACAUGGGUCCACAAGGCAGAAGGGAUCACCGGUGGCAGUCACUCGCGUUUUGUGGAGUGUGGCAGGUGGACUUGCUGUGUCUGAUGGAAGGUCAGGGUCAGGAUCUACUGCCUCUGCAGUUCACAAGCCCUGCAGCCUGGCUGUACCCGGGAGAAGCUCUCUUCCCCUUCCGUUGGACCACAGGGCAUCCUCGGUCCUGCAGAACGACCCCAGCAACACUCACUGUCUCCAGGAAAACAAAGCAAACAAGGAUACCUAUGGAGACACGCUAAGAAGGAAUUACGCGAAUCGGCUCAAAAGUUAUGGUGGCCAAGAAGUGAUACAGGGUGUCAUAUGCAAAUUAGCAAACAGGAAAGGCGGCAAUAUUCAAACCAGAGACCCUGGGCAUCGGUGUAGCCAGUCUGAAGGCCUGAGCCAGGAGCGCUGUGUGGGUUGCCUGUCUCAGGUCGUUGUCAUUUGCCCUCCCUCCAAUUUUGCUUCCCACCCCCACCACUCUACUGAAAGAAGAGAGCAACAGAGGUGAGGACCUGCUCUUCUCUAGUUCCAGAUCCUGAUGCUAAUUAAUCUCCUCCAGGACACCACAGUCCUUGCCCUACCACACCACAAGUAUUUGGGGGCUCAGCCCUGCCCGGUUAAGUUGACAUAUCAAGUUAACCCACUGAAGGGCUUCAGGUUUCAUUUUUUAAUCUUCUCAAAAACCAGAAAAAAAAAAUCAGAAAAGUGUUCUCAGGUUCACCUUACGUCCUGCCUACAACUCCCGAGUGGCUUUUGGUAGUAACUACCCUGUGUACCCAUUAACAAAGCCAACUAUGUCCUCUCUCCAGAAUGCCCACCCCUACUGUGGCCACAUCAUGCCCAGUGUCCCCCCAGGUAGGAGCAGAUACAGUGCAGACCAGGCCCCUCAGUCCUCAUGGUCAAGUCCUUUUGUUGCUCUCAUCCCCUCCCCCUGCCCCACCAUGUGCCCCUGGCUGCCCUUAUCCGCCCAAACCAAAGGCUGAGAGGGGGAGGCCUGUGUCCUUCCAGCUUCAUUGCACAUGGUCCCCCUCCUGCAACCAGGCUACCUGAAGACCUUUAUGGAGGUGAAAGGGAAACUAAAUUGUUCCCUGGAUUCCAGGAGAUGGUCGGCACAGAUGGUCGUCACGUGGGACCUGGAAUUGGAGACACUGCAGCGAGCAGCUAGAAAGCCUCUUGUGUUCCUGGCACCUCCUGGCACUUAUCUUGGGAAUGCCUGCAUGAGGAAGGAGAACGACCUGCCCUGAGGGUCAGUGCUCAGCCCAGCCCUCCACUGUUGGUGGCAACCGUGGGACACCUCAUUCCCUACCCCAAACGGGCCUUUUAAUUGUCCUGGUCACUUGUACUGGUUACAGAGCCUCUCAGCGAUGGCUACACCACCCUUCUCACCCUGCCUCCAUCCCCAAAUCUCAAGCAACACAAUCAGCGGGUACUACCUGUGGCCCCCAACUCCUGUCACACUGGCUAUUGGUGGUGACUACUUUCUCAAGCCCUGGCUCCCCCAAGACAGUCUUUCCUAACUGCCUCCCUACUUGGAGUAGUCACAUACUCAAGUGCACACCACAGCCCGAGGUGGAGACCUGGGCCACACCCUUCCCCUCCUGACAUCUUUAGUUUGGAGCACACAGAGGAAAUAGAACCUAAACACAUGCCCAGAAGUCCUGGUUCAAAAGCUUUACUAUGGAGCCUGCAUAUGAAGCCACCUCUGGCUUCUACAGAAGGAGGCCCUGGCUGCUCCAGCUUGGGUGGAGCCUACUGAAAUGUGGAAACUGUGUAUCUUAUAGAGCCUCCUCUCGUCCUACUCAUCCCUCAGCAGAAAAAUGUGGGCCUAAAAUGAGUUGUGUCACUCAGCAAACAUUUCCUGAGUACCUACUAUAUACCAAACUUAUAGAAAGACUAACUAGGGAACAACAAGGCCACAAACAAGCCACCUGGCACAGCAGCCUUCUACUCAUCCACUGCAUGACCCGGAGGCUAGGAGAGCCUGGGCUUCCUCCUUGCGGUGGGGCCAGCCUGCAAAGGGCCACUGACCUGGCAAGCAUUUACUUCUACUUCACCAAAGAUGCCCAGAGUGAUGGGUCAGCCCUUCUGCUCAAGCAGGCCGUGCCUGGCUGGUGCCAUUCAGACCGAGGCCGAAGGACUUGUGAACAAAAGCACAGAGAUGGCUCAGUGGUUAGGAGCACUGACUCCUUUUCCGUAGGUCCUGAGUUCAAAUCCCAGUAACCACAUGGUGGCUGACAACCACCCGUAAUGAGAUCUGAUGCCCUCUUCUGUUGCUGUCUGAAGACAGCUACAGUAUACUUACAUGUAAUAAAUAAAUAAAUAAAUAAAUAAAUAAAUAAAUAAAUAAAUCUUUAGGAAAAAAUCUGCAAGGUACCAGAUGGAGGAUUCGGGGUCAAGGUGAUGUGGCUGGCAUAGCCUGUGCUCUCCCCCAGCACCUUAUUUAGACAGCCCCCCAACAGUAGUAGGCCCUCUGCUGGCUGCAGCCUCCCCAGCCUGCACCCAGACAUGCCAGUGCACAGGGCUUGGUUGGAAGCUCUGAGAGACCAAAUAACAUGCCCAAAAUGAAGAGUGAGGAGCUGGAGUAGUUAGGGUUGACUUUGGUGGCAGCCCACCUUUCCUAACACACAUUCAGAGAAAGGAUAGACUUGGCAUCUCUUGGGUAGGAGUCAGGGCCCAUCCAGACCAGUCACCAUCCAGCCAUGCACUGUCAUCAUCACCCAUAAUGCCUGCAAAGGCCUAGCGGUCCUCAGCCCUGCACAUGAGAGAGGCACAGAGUCUGUCAGCACAAACAGGAAGCAGCUGGGCUUUUAAGCAGAUCUGUCAGAAACCACAAGCUAUGCCAAGGUCAGAGCCACGGGCAUCUAGAAGGCAUCCACUCUGCUCAAGAGACGGAUGCACUCCUGCGCCCCGGUCUUCGGCCUGGACCCCACACGUUCAUAGUCUGUCCAGACACUGGGUGGCGGUCCUAAUGCACAGUGACCAAUAUCCACAUAACCUCAUUUGCCUUCCAGAUGUUCAGAUAGUCAAAGCUUCUCUCUACCUUGUUUUCCCUCAAUGCAUGUAAUUAAACACUUGUGGAAAUCGCUUUAACAAUAAACAGGAAAUGAGCCUAA
Mus musculus (house mouse) is the source of this 7932-nucleotide messenger RNA. It is a transcript of the gene Scube1, whose product is annotated as signal peptide, CUB domain, EGF-like 1. The record is from RefSeq and is marked validated. Gene Ontology annotation, cellular component: extracellular region; plasma membrane. The transcript has 23 exons. Gene Ontology annotation, biological process: positive regulation of smoothened signaling pathway. The coding region runs from base 134 to 3190 and encodes 1018 amino acids. NCBI's taxonomy places the organism in Eukaryota, Metazoa, Chordata, Mammalia, Rodentia, Muridae. Gene Ontology annotation, molecular function: calcium ion binding.